ACAUAGGAGCUCUCCCAUGGAAACCAAACAGGUGCGGCACCUACGCCAGGUGUAUUUGACUAUCAAAUAGCAGAGAGGCACUCUUCAGUCUUUACCAAACAGAGAAAACAGCAGAAAAGAGGAAUCAGACCAAAUUCACAGGAGGUUCCUGUCUCAUAAGCAAAUCUGAUCCGAACAAAACCUCUCCUGUUGAUUUCAGGGUGAUUUUUACACCGACAGCCCGAUGACAGCCGACAGAAGAUGAACUGGGGAUUUCUGGAGAACGUGUUGAGCGGAGUGAACAAAUACUCGACAGUCAUCGGACGGGUUUGGCUCUCCAUCCUCUUCGUGUUCCGGAUCCUGGUGUUCGUGGCCGCCGCCGAGCAGGUGUGGAAGGAUGAGUUUAAAGAGUUCGUGUGUAACACACAGCAGCCGGGCUGCGAGCAGGUCUGCUUCGACCAUUUCUUCCCCAUCUCUCAGGUGAGACUGUGGGCUAUUCAGCUGAUCACGGUCUCCACACCGUCGCUGUUGGUGGCGCUGCACGUGGCUUACCGAGAACACCGCGAGAGCAAACACAAGAGGCGACUGUACCAGAGCACGAGCAGCAUAGACGGAGGUUUGCUCUUCACCUACAUCAUGAGUUUGGUCCUUAAAACCUCAUUCGAGGUGGGGACUCUACUCGCUUUCUAUUUCCUGUACAGCGGCUUUAACGUCCCCCGAUUACUUCAGUGUGAGGAGAGCCCCUGCCCCAAUACUGUGGAUUGCUACAUUUCUAAAGCCACGGAGAAAAAAAUCUUUCUUUAUAUUAUGGGAUGCACAUCUAUACUCUGCAUCGUACUGAACGUGGUGGAGAUGCUGUACAUUAUAUCUAAACAGUGUUGGAAGUGUUUCAGUAGAAAGUACAUUUCUGUGAACGAAAAAGUCGUCGGUCGCAGUCGACCUCCGUCUGUGAUGACUGUUGGUUCAGCCGCCCCAAAGCUUUUAUCAACAUCUAAUGAUGGUGGCCUUCAUUCAGCAUCGGCAGAGAAAGAAAACCCAACCUUUAAUGCCACAUGAAAUAUCUGUUGGGAAUAUUUUCAGUGAAAUGUGGCUACGUCACAGUGGAUUAUUUAAACCAGGAAAAAUAAAGUGUUAACAAUUCCAAAAUAAAUAACUUUGUCAAAGACUUAA
Misgurnus anguillicaudatus (oriental weatherfish) is the source of this 1149-nucleotide messenger RNA. The record is from RefSeq and is a predicted model, not a curated record. Lineage: Eukaryota; Metazoa; Chordata; Actinopteri; Cypriniformes; Cobitidae.